Diachasmimorpha longicaudata is the source of this 3137-nucleotide messenger RNA. RefSeq names its product nuclear valosin-containing protein-like (gene smid). NCBI's taxonomy places the organism in Eukaryota, Metazoa, Arthropoda, Insecta, Hymenoptera, Braconidae. Gene Ontology annotation, molecular function: ATP hydrolysis activity; RNA binding; preribosome binding. Gene Ontology annotation, cellular component: nucleus. The record is from RefSeq and is a predicted model, not a curated record. The transcript is spliced from 3 exons. Gene Ontology annotation, biological process: ribosome biogenesis. The coding region runs from base 98 to 2929 and encodes 943 amino acids.
UAGCCGGGGGCACCUCCGCGCGUGGCUGUCCCCCUCCUGGCCCCUGAGUCUGUUUAUCCGUGUAGCUGCACUUCAUCCCCCAGCUAACCCCUCGAAAAUGAACGACAAAUACCUAAAAAUGCGUAAACUAAAUUCAUCAAUCGAUAUAAUUCCAAUUCAGGGUGCAAGCAGUGAGGACGUACGUGUAUUUUCCCGAGGUAUGGAAGAUCGUCAGAGUCACCUGUCACGAGAGCAAGUGCUUCUUGAACGUGUCCAGAAGUACCUCUUCGACAACGAGGAUCAGAUAUACAUCGAUGUAAACGAUAUGGCUGAUAAUCUCCAAAAAAGGUACAGUGAUUACAGAACAAAAAAACGUGGACCAUUCAGGCAAAUCGUGAGACGUGCAUACGACAAGAUAACAGAGAGUAUGUCAAGACAGGAAGACCUUGACGAUGUUGAGGUACAGUCUGACAUCGAUCAUGGCUCAAUAAACAAUGAGAUUGUGAAGAUGUAUACUAAAGGAGUUGUAGGCGAUCAUAAUGGUAAUUCAAGUGACAAAGAGCUGAUAGACAUCAGCAGUGAUGACGAUCACGAGGACAAUCCACUGUCUCUGAAGCACACUGCUGAUGUGCUGAAAUUACCAAAAAAUGUGAUUCACUCGUGCACGAUCUCCAAGGCGUCGAAGGACAUGAUUAAAAUCAAUGAUCAAAUGAAGAAGGUUCCGGAGCUGCCGCCACUGAAGCCACUGCCUAAGAAACGAAUGAGAGAGAAAAUGGAGGAGAUACCCAAUGCCAAACGUAGAAAAGACAUGGUUGGGAAGCCAUCGGCAUCCCCCAAGUCACCAAAAUUCAAGGACAUUGGGGGUAACAUCAAAGUCCUGGAGACAGUCUGUCGUAUUUUAAUCCACAUGAAACACUCGGCGAUAUUCAGACAACUGGGAGUGACACCAACAAGAGGAUUGCUGCUUCAUGGACCUCCAGGAUGUGGUAAGAGUCUUCUGGCUGCUGCUAUUGCUGGUGAACUGAGUGUACCAAUCCUCAAGAUUACCCCUCCCGAGCUAAUUGCCGGUGUCUCUGGGGAGAGUGAAUCCAAGAUUCGGGAGCUAUUUGAUCAGGCACUUGCACUUGCACCUUGUGUACUGUUCUUCGAUGAGAUAGACACCCUAGCGCCACACAGGGCUAAUGCCCAGAAGGAGAUGGAGAGGAGAAUAGUUACCCAACUGCUGGCUUGUUUGGAUGAUUUGGGAUCGAGAGAGAAUGGUGACAAGGUUCUUGUUCUGGGGGCGACCAAUCGUCCUGAGGUGCUUGAUCCAGCGUUGAGAAGGGCUGGACGUUUUGAGAGGGAGAUCGCCCUGGGUAUUCCUGAUAAGAAGACACGUGAGAAUAUCUUGAUGGUUCAUUCAGCAACGCUGAAACUCACACCAGAAAUUGAUCUUGGAAAAAUAGCUGCUGUGUCUCCAGGUUGUGUGGGGGCUGACCUUGUGUCAAUCAUCAGGGAAGCUGCAAUUGCAGCUGUUGAUCGAGUCCUCAAGCAGCCUGAGAGGAAGGAGGAGAAGCAGAAGGAGAAGGAUGAAGUGAAGAAUGGGGAGAAGGACGCGGUGCAGAUGGUGGAGAAGGAUGGAGAGAAGACAGAAGAUAAGGUAGAAGACAAGAUUGAAGAGAAGGAAGGAGAGGAGAAUGGAGAGAAAGAAGGGCAGCAGGACGAGGAUAAAUCUGCCGAGAAGGUGCCUGAAGUUAUUGCUGAGGAGAAAGAUCAGACGGAAGUGGAGAAUGUUGAUAAGACCUCCAUGGAGAUUGUCGAAGACAAGCAGACUGAAGAAGCUCAAGAACCAGAGGUGAUAGACCUUAAGGAGGACACGAAUCCACCGCAGGCGAGUACGAAGGACGAAGACAGUGGAAAGACAGAGGAUGUCAGGAUGGAGUAUAAGGAACUGGACAGACUUCUGAAGAUACUUCAUAGCGAGGUUGCCCUCACACCUGAGCAAAUUGCUGAUAUCAAGAUCAUGAAUUUAGAUUUUGAUGUCGCUGUUAAGACUGUUCAGCCCUCCUCGAAGAGGGAAGGCUUCGCCACUGUUCCUGAUGUCACCUGGGAAGACAUUGGCUCCUUGAGGGAGAUCAGAGAGGAGCUGCAGAUGGCCAUUCUGGCGCCUGUCAAGUAUCCUAAGGAGUUUGAAACUUUUGGACUGACUACACCCAGUGGGGUGCUUUUAUGUGGACCACCUGGAUGUGGAAAGACUCUUCUCGCCAAAGCUAUUGCCAAUGAGGCUGAAAUCAAUUUUAUUUCAGUGAAGGGACCUGAAUUGCUUAGCAUGUAUGUUGGAGAGAGCGAGAAGGCGGUCAGACAGUGCUUUGUCCGGGCGAGAGACUCGGCACCUUGUGUCAUAUUUUUUGAUGAACUUGAUGCACUGUGCCCUGUCAGGACCAGUGGGGAUAAUUCAGCAACUUCGAGAGUGGUUAAUCAGGUUCUUACGGAAAUGGAUGGCAUUGAGGGGAGGAAGGAUGUUUACCUGAUGGCUGCCACCAACAGACCGGAAAUUAUUGAUCCUGCUGUUAUGAGACCAGGACGAUUUGACAAAAUUCUUUAUGUUGGAUUACCCACUGGAGAGGACAGGGUUGAUAUUCUCAAGGCUUUGACGAAGAAUGGAACAAAGCCCAAAUUUGCCGAGGAUGUGGACCUGGAGGCGAUAGGAAAGAGCGAGUCCUGCGAGGGAUUCACAGGAGCUGAUUUGGGAUCUCUCGUUAAGGAAGCCAGUAUCCAGGCGUUUAAAGAGUCAAUGACAGCGUCUUCGGCCAUUGCUGAGGUCCACCAGAGACACUUCGAUGUAGCUUUUAAGAAAAUUCAACCAUCAGUCAAAGACAAAGAAAGAAAACAUUACAAAAAGUUGCAGCAGCAAUACACAGUACGAAAUGCUUCAAUCGCAGAUGGAGUUGUGGAACCCAUGGAAACGUGAAAAUUCAAUUUUAACGUAAAAAAUCAGUUGGCAAAACGUUCAACAUCUUUUAUUAUAAGUAAUAUCUUUAAGUCGACUUUUUAUUUCCACUUGGAAUUUCUUGAAUAUUGUUUGAUUUAAUAUCUUGUCAUACACAUAUUUUUCACGAUAGAUUAUCUGUACGUUGGCAUAGUAAAGAUGAUAACAAAAUAUAAGUAAAUGAUAAUAA